Molecule: messenger RNA, 5021 nt
Organism: Alligator mississippiensis (American alligator)
Lineage: Eukaryota; Metazoa; Chordata; Crocodylia; Alligatoridae
Product: zinc finger protein 850
Exons: 7
Biological process (GO): regulation of DNA-templated transcription
Source: RefSeq, a predicted model, not a curated record
GGCGGGAGGCGCCGCAGCGGGACGGACACGCUGGCUCCGCGCCGAGCGGGCGGCCCCGCCCCUGCCGGGGGGAAGCGCCCCGCCCCCGGGGCGCCCCUGACGUCAUACGCCGGACAGCUGGGGCUGCGCUGCCGUGACGCUGCGUGCCCCCAGGUCGCGGCGCGGCGGUGGCGGUGGCGGACGUGCGCGCAGAGGAGAUGCCGCCGCCGGGGGCGCGGCGGGAGCAGCCCCAGGCGCGCGGUGCGGACAGGCCGCUGGAGGAGGCCGGGCACAGGGAGACGCGGGGGCCUGGGGACGCCGAGGAGGAGCCCCCGCCCCCGCCCCCGCCCCGCCAGGACUCAGAUUCUCCUGACACCAGAGAGACCUGGGAGUUGUCAGCAGAUGGAAGCUCGUCACGCUGGUGCCCCAGACAAGGCCCUCCCCAAGGAGCAGGUGCUGGGACCCUGCAGAGAGCUGAGCAGCAGCCUCUUGAGGACGGGUCUGUUAACCUGGAGCUGCAGAGGACUUCCCUGGGGAGACUGGAGGAGAGGGGCUUCCUGACACCUGAGCCAGGCCAAGUGCAGAGGUGGCAGAGCAAACCUGCAAAGCAGGGGGAAAGCUUGGAACUCCAGGAGGUGUUUCAGGACGUGGCUGUGUACUUCACACGGAAGGAGUGGGAGCUGCUGGAAGAUGAGGACAAGGUGCUUUACCGGGACCAGAUGCUGAGGAAUUUCCAAGCCCUCGUCUCCCUGGGACAUCGAGGUCCCACACCUGACUUAAUCUGCCGCAUCCAGCGAGGACUGGUGGAGCUGUGGGUCUGUGAUGAUGAGGAUGGUGGGGAAAUCUCCAGGUCAGAGGAGCUGCUGCCAGGAGGUGCCUGGCUCCUCGGUGGAGCUGAGGAGGAGAAUCAUGCAGAAAGGCCUGCAAACCUAGAACCACCAUGGGCUUCCCCAGGGAAUUUUGGUGACAUGGACUCCCUGAGACCUGAGAAGGAUCAACGGCCCAAGAGUCAGGGGAGACCCCAGAAGCAGAUGAAGAAUGUAGCGGUGAACCAGCACCGACGCACCCACCUGGGCAGGAAGACACACCGCUGCACUAAGUGCAAGAAGAACUUCAUCUGCUGGCAAGACCUGUCCCAGCACCAGUGUGGGCAGCACUGCUGCACCAAGUGUGGGAAGAGAUUCAAGCAGGUCUCCAACCUGGCCAGGCACUGGUGCAUGCACACAAGGGAGAAGCCACAUCAGUGCUCAGAGUGCGAGAAGAGCUUCACCCGAUCUUCCAACCUGGCCCGGCACCAUCAGAUCCACACACAAAAGAAACCAAAUCAGUGCUCGGUGUGUGGUAAGAACUUCACACACUCCUCCAGGCUGGCCCAGCACCAGCCUAUCCAUACAGGGGAGAAGCCACAUCAGUGCUCGGAGUGUGGGAAGAGCUUCAGUCAGUCCUCCAGCCUGGCUGAGCACCAGCGUAUCCACACAGGGGAGAAGCCACAUCAGUGCUUGGGCUGUGGUAAGAGGUUCGCUCGCUCCUUCACCCUGGUUCAGCACCAGCGUAUCCACACAGGAGAGAAGCCACAUCAGUGCUCGGAGUGUGGGAAGAGCUUCAGUCAGUCCUCCAGCCUGGCUGAGCACCAGCGUAUCCACACAGGGGAGAAGCCACAUCAGUGCUUGGGCUGUGGUAAGAGGUUCGCUCGCUCCUUCACCCUGGUUCAGCACCUGCGUAUCCACACAGGAGAAAAGCCACAUCAGUGCUUAGAGUGUGGUAAGAGCUUUGCUUACUCCUCCAACCUGGCCCAGCACCAGCUUAUCCACACAGAGAAGAAACCACAUCAAUGCUCGGAGUGCGGUAAGAGCUUCACUCUGUCCUCCAGGCUGGCCCGGCACCAGCUCAGUCAUAUGGGGAAACCACAUCAGUGCUCAGAGUGUGGGAAGAGCUUCACUCUCUCCUCCAGGCUGGUCCAGCACCAGCUUAUCCAUAUGGGAGAGAAGCCACAUCAGUGCUCGGAGUGUGGGAAGAGCUUCACUUACUCCUCCCGGCUGGCCCAGCACCAGCUUAUCCAUACAGGGGAGAAGCCACAUCAGUGCUCGGAGUGUGGGAAGAGCUUCACCCGGUCCUCCCACCUGGCCCGGCACCAGCUCAUUCAUACGGGGGAGAAGCCACAUCAGUGCUCAGAGUGUGGGAAGAGCUUCGCUGUCUCCUCUAGCCUGGCUAAGCACCAGCUUAUCCACACAGGAGAGAAGCCACAUCAGUGCUCGGAGUGUGGGAAGAGCUUCACCCAGUCCUCCCACCUGGCCCGGCACCAGCUCAUUCAUAUGGGUGAGAAGCCAUAUCAGUGCUCAGAGUGUUGGAAGACUUUCACUGACCCUUCUAGGCUGGCCCAGCACCAGCUUAUCCACACAGGGGAGAAACCACAUCAGUGCUCAGAGUGUGGGAAGAGCUUCACCCAGUCUUCCAACAUGGCCCGGCACCAGCUCAUCCAUAUGAGGGAGAAGCCACAUCAGUCCUUGGAGUGUAGAAAGAACUUCACUGUCUCCUCCAGUCUAGCUAAGCACCAGGUCAUUCGUAUGGGGGAGAAGCCACAUAAGUGCUCAGAGUGUGGGAAGAGCUUCGCUCACUCCUCCCAGCUGGCCCAGCAUCAGCUUAUUCAUACAGGGGAGAAGCCACAUCAGUGCUCAGAGUGUGGGAAGAGAUUCACUCAGUCUUCCAACAUGGCCCGGCACCAGCUCAUUCAUAUGAGGGAGAAGCCACAUCAGUGCUUGGAGUGUGGGAAGAGCUUCGCUGUCUCCUCCAGCCUAGCUAAGCACCAGCUCAUUCAUACUGGAGAGAAGCCACAUAAGUGCUCAGAGUGUGGGAAGAGCUUCGCUCACUCCUCCCAGCUGGCCCAGCAUCAGCUUAUUCAUACAGGGGAGAAGCCACAUCAGUGCUCAAAGUGUGGGAAGAGAUUCACCCAAUCUUCCAACAUGGCCCGGCACCAGCUCAUUCACAUGAGGGUGAAGCUACAUCAGUGCUUGGAGUGUGGGAAGAGCUUCACUCUCUCUUCCAGCCUGGCGAAGCACCAGCGUAUCCACACAGGGGAGAAGCCACAUCAGUGCUCCGUGUGUGGGAAGAGCUUCACUGUUUCCUCCAGCCUGGCUAAGCACCAGCUCAUUCAUAUGGGGGAGAAGCCACAUCGGUGCUUGGAGUGUGGGAAGAGCUUCACUCUCUCCUCCAGCCUGGCUAAGCACCAACGUAUCCACACAGGGGAGAGGCCACAUCAAUGCCCAGAAUGUGGUAAGAGCUUCACCCAGUCCUCCAGCCUGGUUGAGCACCUGCGUAUCCACACAAGAGAAAAGCCACAUCAGUGCUCAGAGUGUGGGAAGAGCUUUGCUUUCUUCUCCAGCCUGGGUAAGCACCAACGUAUCCACACAGGGGAGAAGCCAUAUCAGUGCUUGGAGUGUGGUAAGAGGUUCACUCAGUCCUCUACCCUGUCUCAGCACCACCAUAUCCACACAGGGGAGAAACCACAUCAGUGCUCGGACUGUGGUAAGAGCUUUGCUCGCUCCUCCAGGCUGGCCCAGCAUCGGCUUAUCCAUACAGGGGAGAAGCCACAUCACUGCUCAGAGUGCAGGAAGAGCUUCACCCGAUCCUCCCACCUGGCCCGGCACCAGCUCAUUCAUAUGGGGAAGAAGCCACAUCAGUGCUCAGAGUGUGGGAAGAGCUUCACUGCCUCCUCCAGCCUGGCUAAGCACCAGCUCAUUCACACAGGAGAGAAGCCACAUUGAUGCUUGGAGUGUGGGCAGAACUUCAACCAGUCCUCCCACCUGUCUGAGCACCAGCUCAUCCACACAGGGGUGAAGCCACAUCAGUGCUCGGAGUGUAGUGAGAGCUUCCCUCGCUCCUCCAAAAUGGCCCAGCACCAGUGCAUCCAUAUCCAGGAGCAUCCAUAAUUCUUCCAGCUAUGCUGGAAUUGCUUGGAGAUGUAUACCUGCUCAGUAGGGCUAUGCAGAAUUUCACUAGCAGUCUCAUUUCAACGGUGUUUCGACUCAUGUCAAUAUGCAAUAGUUCACCCAUCAUUUGACCCUUUUAGGGUCGUGCAGAACCCGAACAACACAGAGGCCUAACCCUAAGUUUUGAUGAGGGGAGGGGUUUAAAAGAAAUGCUUCAUGCAGAGGCCAGCCCAGAUGCUUGGGGAACUUGUGAGUAGAUGGUCUUUAAAUCAGCCCCAAUCCAUCAUUCUCUAAAAGUAGGCAGUGCUCCCAGGGGGAGAAGAAGUGCCUUCACAAUAGGGUUCACCCCCUUAUGCAACUGGCUCUAUAUGACAUCCAGGGCCUGUGCUUCGUAGACUCCCAACUUUGUCCUCCCUUCUGGUCCCCGGGUUCUGGUAUGUGAGGCUCUAGAGUUGCAGGAAGGAGGACAUUUACCGCUGGGCAGGCAUUCCCUGCCUUCCACCCUGACCUUGCCUUUCCUCCCCACCACGUCACCCCCCUGCCAGGCUCACACAUGCUCACUGGGGUCUGCAAUAAGCUGAUACUGCCACGCCAUGAGCUCAAUUUGGCAGGUUUUGUUUCUCAGCCACUUGUCAGAACUCUGCAUCACCAGGUGCCAGCUGCUGCCCCCCACAAUCCCUUCAUCCCAUUCUCUGUAAUGUAUUCCUUGCUAAUCCAGUCCCACAAUUUAACACUGGGCUGGGAAAUGAUUUGGCUGGAGAGCUGUUUACACAGUUUAGGUAAGCUGUCACAUGGGUAGCCCCGUCCCUUGACAAGUGUUCCACCCCUUAGUUGCCAUAUUGGGACUGGAAGUCCAGCCCCCUAAACUCUGAGCUUUUCCACCAGAAGUCCCUUCCCUUGCCUCAAGAAGCACUUCUUUCAGCAAGGGGGUUUGCCAUCUUGGAACCAGAAAAAUAUCAAAUUAUAUUUUAAAAAUUGAACAUCUACAACAUUCACUAAUUUGUUUUUGUCCUGAUUUACAUGUGUUUGUGUAGUAUACACAGAGAUGAUUUCACAGUAGCUUAAAAUGAAGUCUUACUUUUCUGUAUUGUUGGGGGGGUGGGUAUUGGUUUGUGG